AAAUAACGGGCUGUGUUGUUGUGACUCGUUGGGUUGAGUCAGCUGACGAGGCGGCGAGAAAGAGGCUCUCUUGGCACAAUGCAUGGUCGCCUGAAAAUAAAAACAACAGCUGAGCAGGCAGCUGAGAAGCAGAAGGAGAGAGAGGAAAAGAGGAAACUCUAUCUUGGGGGCUUAACAAAGGCUUUUGAUAAGGUUGUACAGUUGAAGGAACUGUCAGAGGGUGAGCACUCCAUUGCAAUCAGCUUUAAUUCCUGCAGCAAGAAAAGCUUGACUGUGUCCCCUGGAGCAACCUCCGUAGUGUGGAUGACAGAGCUUGAGGAGGAUCUAACAGGUCUCACCAGAUCGACGUUGGAAGAAGUCAAGCAGAACUGUAUAACUUUAGAUGAGUUGGACCCUGGUAACAAAUGGGUGUUAUUAACCAUAGUAGAUGUGAUGUGGGCUCUGGACUCCUACAGCCAUCAAGAAAAGAUCAGCAGUUACCUUUCACAACUUCAGGACCUUGAUCCACUUCGCACAAAAUAUUAUGCAGAUAUGAAGAGCAAGCUGUCCAUGGAGACAGCUCUGAAGAAACAUCGUUUAACAACUGAAAAUGAUGCUCAGUUCAGGCUAAAUGGAAGAAGCCUUACCCGAAUAGCCUUCAGUCACCUACUAGCCUGCAGCAAAUCUGUUGACCUGAGUUGUAAUGAACUGUCUUCAAUACAGCCAUUAAAGUCACUUGUAGCAUGUAAGGAGCUGCUUCUAGAUGACAACCAAAUUGUAGAUAUUACUCCACUAGCAUUUCUCAAGAGACUGGAAAAGCUCUCUUUGUCCAAAAAUAAAAUUGACUCACUUGAUCAACUCAAGCCUUUACAAGGAAUUGUUACAUUGAAGGAGUUAACCUUGAGCAGUAACAACAUAUGUAAUAUUGAAAAUAUUGAUGAGCAGGUUAAGGAAUUCUUACCACAGGUUCAAAGAGUUAUUUGGUGAAGUACAUUCUUUAUAGAUAUGGUGUGAAAAAGAAGAGGUUAUAGAUGAACAGAUCUAUAAGUACACAAUGGAAAGUUUUGUGGACUAAGGUUCCAUUUUUGCGCAAAGUCUAAAGAUUAUAGAACUAGAUGUAGUAUAUGCAUUUGAAAAAUCUGAACUUUAUAAUUCACUAAAUCAGGGAAUUUUUUAUUUUUUACCUAUCUCUAAAUUUAGAAUUUAAAUUAAAUUUGGAGCGGAUUCCAUAGCUAGAAUGGAACUAAGUAAUUACCAAAAGCAAAAUAUAAUUUUCACCAAUUUUGUUUAUUGAAACCUUUUUUUACACUUUCUAUGGGCCAUUUAGAAUUGUUGAUUUUUUUGUUAAGAUAGUGUUGCAGUAAUAAUUCCAUUUAUAUUAUGUUCUAUGUGUAUGAUAUUUGUUUGUUUAAUUUUUUAUCUCCAGGCUGGAAUAGGGCCAGGUAGCAUGCUUUCAGAUAUGUGAUAUGUUUAAAUAUCUUUCCAACUUUAUCAAAAUUGUAUUUAUUAUAAUAUGUAUACAUUUAAUAAUAUUAAAGAGAAACAGUUAC
Penaeus monodon (black tiger shrimp) is the source of this 1529-nucleotide messenger RNA. RefSeq names its product geranylgeranyl transferase type-2 subunit alpha-like. Gene Ontology annotation, molecular function: protein binding; Rab geranylgeranyltransferase activity. Gene Ontology annotation, biological process: protein geranylgeranylation. The record is from RefSeq and is a predicted model, not a curated record. Gene Ontology annotation, cellular component: Rab-protein geranylgeranyltransferase complex; cytoplasm. Lineage: Eukaryota; Metazoa; Arthropoda; Malacostraca; Decapoda; Penaeidae.